ACCAAGCCGUACACUGUUCUCGCGCUCAGUCUCUCAACGCCUCACACUCUUCAGGAUUCAUUGGUAUUCUGAAGUGUUUGUUAUGUGAUAUUUGUUACGCUGGAAAACAAAAUACUAUAACGAUUUUGAUUAGUUGUUGUGUUAAUGUCUUUACGUGAGUGGUACAGUUUGAUUUAUCAGCUCUUUUAUUGUUCCGACGCCAUACACACCAGAUAAUACAUAAUGCCAUACAGUAACUUGUCUCUCCCAGUCCACAACGUCCACUGGAGUACUACUGCUUCUUCAGUUCACUCGUCUACACCACCUCCCUUGCCUCUUGCAUCUGGCUGGGCCCCAGUAUUAUCUGAUUUAGCCUGUAGCACCGACCUCCAGUUCCUCGCUGACUUUGAGAAAAAGGCUCUGCACUUGCUGGACCAGCACAGCGGCCCUCAUGCACCUUCCUAUUUGCCUCAGUGGAAUCAAAGUCAGGAGAAGAUUAGAUGGCCUGGAGGUUCCAGUGGUGACUCGCUCAACACUCCCAGUGGUGACCCCUUGCACACCUCACACCACCACACCUGGAGCAGCAUUACUUACUCUAAAAGUAACAACAACUCAAAUGUGACAGAGGAGGUUGACAGUACUCAUCCCGGUGACCUCUUGACCCCUCACGACCCCAGACAUAGAAGGUCUUCGUGGUGGGCAGAUGCAAGAGACGGACACGACGACCAUGGCAGCAGCUACCAUCCUCAGGUGGUGUGCAAGUCAUCCAACACAGGGCUCUUCUCUUUCUUCGCCUUCGCCAUCCUGACGCUGGACAUCACUGCAGACAUCAUGGCAACCAUAGACAUCAACAUAAACAUCACGGCAGGAACUGCAGUUAAUAACACCAAUACCAAUACCAAUAACAAUAACAACAACAACAAUAACAAUAAUAAUAACAAUGGUGGUAAUGGUGAUGGUGGUGGUGAUGGCAAUAAUAACAAUAAUAAUAAUAAUAAUAACAACAAUGGAAGAUCUCUAGACAGCUUGGACAGUGUAAUAUCCAUGGUGGCGGACUAUAUUGUUGGCCAGCCUAGGAACAGCCAGCAGCUCGUCAGCUUUCCCGUUAAUGAUGUGGUUGAUGUAAAUGGCAAAGUUGUUACACCAGAGGUCCACGACCUGAUUCAUCAGAAGGAUGAUGACGAGGGAAGAACCAACACAUUGCCCUACCACAGCGUCGCUGAAGGGAGAACCACACCAGACGACACUUACUUUGUUGCAAGUGGUCACGACACGAGAGGUGAGGAGGGUAAGAGAGAUGUCCAUCACGCGUUGUCGGUGCCCUCCGAGAGUUUCACAGACAUUCAUCGCCGAGUCAUCAGACGGCAAGGCCGUAUCCUUAGACAAAGCUAUUCGAAGAGCUUCCUCACCGCCUGGUUCGAGGAGGUUCUUGAUAUUUACCGAGCUAUUAUUUACUAACAGGUCAUUACUCUUACUUUGGUUAAGUGUUCUUUAGAUUUAUUCAUUAAUUGGUUUUACAAUGUUUAAUAUGAAGUUUGGUACUUUGAAUGCCUUAAGGCUGGCAUAUGUUAUGUUUGUCCAAACAAAGGUAUGACUGCACAUGAGUGAAUCUCACUUCUACGAAGUAUCUACCUUUUGUAGAUAUUUUGCAUUAUUAUUAAUUUCAGCAAAUAUCCUGGCAUUGGCUGAUUCAAAACAACCAAGAGAUACUGUCAUAGGGCUUUAUGGAAAAUGUUCAAAUUUAGUUUUAUGAUCACAUCGUGUUCUUUGGCUUUUAAUGGUCUCUUAUAUGUGAUUCCUUUAUUCACUUAUAAGAACAUGUGUUAAUAAAAGUUCUUGUUUCCCGAGGGUCAUUCAGACAGCCGUUAAGUUUUUCAAACCUUUCAAAAACUGUAACUGUAACUCAUAUGAACAAAGAACACAUGCUUAGUAACAUCUUAUUCUCGUUAAACAUAGAAAAGAAAUAUCACAUUAUCAGAUCUUGUAUAUACUGAACAUCAGUGACUUGUAAAAAUGGUGUUGACCUUAAGUUUUGUGUAAUAGCUGAUGCCACUCCUGAAGUUGAUUUACAGGAUUUUUUUUAUUUAUUUACCUCUUAUUUUCAAUAUUACAGUAUAAUCAGAUAUAGAGCUCUGAACUAUCAUAAUUAUAAGGCCUUUCUAAUUAUAUAGGAUACGUACAUAUAUUAUUUUUAUCUACCUCUUUGUAUGCUCUUCUUAUGAACUGGCCAAGUUGAAGAUACAAAUAUCCUGAACACGACGACCGAGAAGCAGUUCAGUGCUCCUGUGACGUGAAAUGGGAUGAACAAAACUACUGACAGUAAAGGAAACUAUUUAUAAACUGAGACUUCAAUAAAUUCUGACUCUCUUC
Messenger RNA from Homarus americanus (American lobster), 2349 nucleotides. RefSeq lists its product as uncharacterized. Bases 223 to 1437 code for a protein of 404 amino acids. The transcript is spliced from 2 exons. The record is from RefSeq and is a predicted model, not a curated record. NCBI's taxonomy places the organism in Eukaryota, Metazoa, Arthropoda, Malacostraca, Decapoda, Nephropidae.